Messenger RNA from Brugia malayi, 855 nucleotides. RefSeq lists its product as uncharacterized. NCBI's taxonomy places the organism in Eukaryota, Metazoa, Nematoda, Chromadorea, Rhabditida, Onchocercidae. The transcript is spliced from 6 exons. Bases 1 to 855 code for a protein of 284 amino acids. The record is from RefSeq and is a predicted model, not a curated record. Gene Ontology annotation, molecular function: oxygen binding; heme binding.
AUGAUUGUUGCUGCUCGAUUUACUAGCAAAGCUAAACAAAGCAUUGCUGGUGAUAAGAAAAAAACCAACAAAUCCCAACGAAACCGAAAAAAGAAUUCGGCACCAUCCCAUCAAACAUUUACAUCCGUUACACCGAUUAAUAAUAGGCUCCUGUCACAGUCAUCAUUGAAUGAAGAAAACGGUCAUCAAAAUUCCGUUUCCGCAUUUCAAGCAAUCCAUUACGGAUCCAUAUCCAAUCUUCGUUAUAUCGGUACAAAUAAAUGGGGUUUAAUUUAUCAACAAACACUUGCUUUAAAAGUGACAUGGAAUAGAUUAUGUAAAACACCACAUUCAGCAUGUCGUGGUAUCAGUGCUAUCAUGGGAGAAGUUUUUAAUCGUUUAAAUGAGAAAAAUAAAAUACUUCGCGAUAUCUUUUACAAUGCAGCAUUUGUUAAUGGUAUCACAGAAGGUCGUACAAUUGCAACAUUGCAUGAUCAUUCACAUUUUUUCACAUCAUUAAUUAGUCAAAUAAUUCAAUCAUUGGAUACAGAUUCGGAUGAUAUUCUCAAACAUAUUAAGAAAAUUGGUUUGUGUCAUUUUGAUUUGACAAAAUAUGGUUUUCAACGGAAACUUUGGGAUCAUUUGGGUGAAGAAUUAGUGGAUGUUUUAGUUGUACAGAAUUGCGUACGCAGUUUUCCUGGUUCAUGUCGUGCAUGGACAAUAUUAAUUGCUAAUCUUAUCGAUCAUUUGUGUGCAGCUACAAUAAGCUCAUAUUCUACAAGUAAUACUAUGAAAUUACAGUAUCGAUCAAAGUUAACUUCAGCUACAAUCUCAAAUCAAUAUCAAAUUUACAACAGAUGUAACAAAUUGAAUUGA